Molecule: messenger RNA, 1582 nt
Organism: Ilex paraguariensis (yerba mate)
Lineage: Eukaryota; Viridiplantae; Streptophyta; Magnoliopsida; Aquifoliales; Aquifoliaceae
Source: the annotation of a GenBank genome assembly
UGUGUCAUGGACACGAUUAAGGAUUAGUAGCUGCACUUUGGAAGUAGAUUGCACUCACAAAGUAGCCACUAUGCGGGCUUUGUGUUUGGAAGGUAAGUUGGGAGUAGCUCUGUGGUUUUGGACCAAAAUGGUACAACAAGGUGUUAUUCCUGAUGUUCUUACUCACAAUUUCCUUAUAAAUGGACUUUGUAAAAUCGGUGACUUGGAGAAGGCUGAGUGGGUUGUUGGAGAGAUGUUAUACAGGGGUCCCUCUCCAAAUUGUGCCACCUACAACACAUUAAUGAGGGGUUAUUGCCUUACCAACAACGUGGACAAGGCUCUUGAUCUUUUAUCUUCCAUGGCUAAUUCUCGUGUUACACCAAAUAGAGUUACAUGUAACAUUCUUGUACAUGCACUUUGUAAUCAAGGUCUAUUAGAGGAUGCUAGAAAGCUUCUUGGGGAAAUAUUAGGUGAUAGUUGUGACAAGCAUACCACGAAUUUGAUCACCUCGACUAUACUCAUGGAUGGUUAUUUUAAGCACGAAAAUGUGGCCCAGGGUCUCAUUCUUUGGGAUGAGAUGCUCCAAAGGGGUACCCAAAUGGAUGUUGUCGCAUAUAAUGUUAUUAUUCAUGGAUUUUGUUUGAGCCGAGACGUGAACACUGCAUACAAGUACUCUUGUGAAAUGUUUAAAGGUGGUUUACUUCCUGAUGCGUUCACUUACAAUACUCUUAUCAGUGUGCUUUGUAAGGAAGGAAGGACUGACGAGGCUUGCUAUAUCCAUAGUGUUAUGUCAAGAAUGGGUGUUUCUCCUGAUGAAAUAUCAUUCAAAAUGAUUAUCCAUGGCCUGUGUAUUAACGGAGAUGUUGUUAAAGCUAAUGAGUUUCUUGUUAGAAUGUUAGAGAAUUUGGUUAUACCUGAGCCUCUCAUUUGGAAUGUUAUAAUUGAUGGCUAUGCAAGAUGUGGAGAUAUACAAAAAGCUUUAUCCAUUAGAGAUCAGAUGGUUGCAUUUGGCGUUUUGCCCAACAUAUUUACUUAUAAUUCAUUGAUUCAUGCACAAAUAAGAAGUGGAAAUGUUGUGGAAGCUCAUUCUCUAAAGAAAGACAUGCUCUUAAAUGGCCCUUUUCCUGAUUUGGUCACUUAUAAUCUAUUGGUAGGUGCUGCUUGUAAUCUUGGCCACAUUCAUUCAGCUCUCCAGUUACAUGAUGAAAUGUUGAGGAGAGGGUAUGAUCCGGAUAUUAUUACUUACACUGAGCUGCUUAAAUGUUAUUGUGUAAGAGGUAAAAUGAAGGAGGCUGAAGAGCUCUUUGUCAAGGUACAGAGAUCUGGUAUACCUAUUGAUCAUGUUCCAUUUCUAAUACUCAUGAAAAAGUACUGCAAGACAAGAAAGCUUGAUAGUGCAUUUGAUCUUUAUCAAAAAUGGUUAACAAGGGACAAAUGAGUUGUUUCAUGACCGACCUUUCAGAGGCACUGAAUUACACUGUUUCUGAAUGAGACCCAGAAUGACUUCUGCAUUACAUUUAUGCAUCUAAAUCUCAGAGUGUCCUACGGCGGAAGCUUUCUGCUUCUUGCUGCUGUGGCCUGCAUGUGCAGCUUCUGGAGGUAU